AUGUGGCCGGGUCAGCAGCGCUGGCCACGCAGACGGCCCUGGACCUGCUCCUGAAAAGGAGCACCCAGCGGGAGCAGCGGGAGCUGGCCACGGGCUCACUGCAGGUGGCAGUGGUGAAGCCAGGCGAUUCGGGAGAGGCACAGCCCCCCUGCGAGCCACAGGCACAGGAGGAGGGGGCCGAGGUGGACUCUGAGGAGCAGCAGCAGAAGUUGGUGACGCUGCACAUGGCAGAGCCGGGGGAGACACUGGUGCAGGAGACGUAUGAGGAGGCCGCCCUGGGAGGCUCGGAGCUGCAGCAGAUCACAAUCCCCUUCGGCGGCACGGCCGAGUACAGCAUCAUCACGCCCAUCAGCGAGGAGAUUCAGGCUCCAGGCACGCUGUACAGCGAGGAGGAGAGCCCUGCGGACACCUCCCACGCCGUGGUGGUGAGCGGAGCCGUGAUGGCAGAGGAGGCGCUGAAGGACCACGGCGGUCACUACAUCAUGUCGGCCGGUGUCACGGGGAGCCAGUUCCAGCACAUCGAGGUAAGGAGCUGGGGACCCGGCCUUUCCCUCGCCUGCGGAGGGCCCGGAGGCGCAGCCCGGCGGCGUCAAGUGGCCCCUGGUGCAGUGUGUCACCAGGCAGCUCCAGAAGGACUCGUCUCUGUCACCAGCCUCCGAGGGGCAGGAAGGCUCCUCCCCAAAGCUCAAGUGGCCUGCGCUCCAAGGCAUGGCCAAGAAGCUCUCGUGCAAGGUUUCCACCGCCAAGAAGCUCUCGUGCAAGAUUUCCACAGCCAAAAAGUUUUCAUGCAAGAUUUGCACAGCCAUGUUCACAGGGAGGGCGGAAAUGGAGAGUCACAAGAGAGCCACAUUGGGCCCAGCACCUUCAAGUGUCCCGACUGUCCCUUCACCGCAGCCCUCUGGCCGGAGGUUCGGAGCCACAUGGUGCAGCACGCCAGCCUUCGGCCACACAAGUGCACCCACUGCAGCUUCGCCUCCAAGAACAAGAAGGACCUGCGCAGGCACAUGCUGACGCACACCAACGAGAAGCCCUUUGCCUGCCAGAUCUGCGGGCAGAGGUUCAACCGCAACGGGCACCUCAAGUUCCACAUGCAGCGUUUGCACAGCUCGGAGGGGAAGAGGCUGGGGGCGCCCGCGGCCGCCGCGCAGACCAUCAUCCUGAACAGCGACGAGGAGACGCUGGCCACGCUGCAGA
Molecule: messenger RNA, 1194 nt
Organism: Mesitornis unicolor (brown roatelo)
Lineage: Eukaryota; Metazoa; Chordata; Aves; Mesitornithiformes; Mesitornithidae
Product: zinc finger protein 335-like
Biological process (GO): regulation of gene expression; brain development; positive regulation of neurogenesis
Cellular component (GO): nucleus
Molecular function (GO): RNA polymerase II cis-regulatory region sequence-specific DNA binding
Source: RefSeq, a predicted model, not a curated record